Molecule: messenger RNA, 909 nt
Organism: Myotis myotis
Lineage: Eukaryota; Metazoa; Chordata; Mammalia; Chiroptera; Vespertilionidae
Product: dnaJ homolog subfamily C member 17-like
Exons: 1
Coding region: 4-909 (301 amino acids)
Biological process (GO): spliceosomal complex disassembly
Cellular component (GO): spliceosomal complex
Molecular function (GO): RNA binding
Source: RefSeq, a predicted model, not a curated record
ACCAUGUCGGUGGCCAAGGAGCUCUUACAGAUGGACCUAUACGCGCUGCUAGGCAUUGAGGAGAAGGUGGCGGACAAAGAGGUAAAGAAGGCAUAUAGGCAGAAGGUCCGCUCCUGCCAUCCAGACAAACAUCCGGGUAAUCCCAGAGCAGCUGAACUCUUCCACCAGCUUUCUCAGGCCUGGGAGGUACUGACUGACGCUGCAGCUAGGGCCGAGUAUGACAAGAUCAGGAAAGCCAAGAAGCAGGCAGCAGAGAGGACCCAGAAACUAGAUGAGAGAAAGAAGAAAAUGAAGCUUGACCUGGAGGCCCAGGAGCGGCAGGCCCAGGCCCAGGACGAGGAGGAGGAGGAGGAGAGCGGGAGCACCAGGACACUGGAGCAGGAGAUCCAACGCCUGCGAGAAGAGGGUUCCCGGCAGCUGGAAAAACAGCAGAGGCUGAUGCAGGAGCAGAUACGCCAGGAACGGGAGCAAAGGUUGCGAGGAAAGGCAGAAAAUCCUGAAGGCAAAGGAACUCCCAAGAUAAAACUAAAAUGGAAGUGCAGAGAGGAUGGUUCAAAAGGCGGCUACUCCAGAGAUGUCCUCCUGCAGCUUCUUCAAAAGUACGGGGAGGUGCUCAACCUGGUACUUUCCAGCAAGAAGGCAGGCACCGCCGUGGUGGAGUUUGCGACCAUCAAGGCUGCGGAGCUGGCUGUCCAGAAUGAAGUGGGCCUGGUGGAUAAUCCUCUGAAGAUUUCCUGGUUGGAGGGAGGGCCCCAGGGCAAGGACGGCCCCAGCCACCCAGGAUGGUCACAGGGCUCAGUGGUGUCCGAGAGGGACUACGAAAGCCUCGUCAUGAUGCGCAUGAGCCAAGCAGCCGAGCGGCAGCAGCUGAUCGCCCAGAUGCAGCAGGAGGACAAGGUGGGCAGCUGA